This is a messenger RNA of Oryzias melastigma (Indian medaka), 1133 nucleotides long. RefSeq names its product transmembrane protein 218 (gene tmem218). The coding region runs from base 323 to 658 and encodes 111 amino acids. NCBI's taxonomy places the organism in Eukaryota, Metazoa, Chordata, Actinopteri, Beloniformes, Adrianichthyidae. The record is from RefSeq and is a predicted model, not a curated record. The transcript is spliced from 3 exons.
AGCUUUCUUCCGUUCGAAGUAAAGUCACAGCUGAUUGGUCUAUCUUCCACUCGUUUUAUCCAAUGAGAGUGAAGCUUCUGGUUACCAGGAAACACUGUGAAAACGCUGAACGCAGAUGCUGGGAUUAUAUCUUUUAAAUAUUGAGGAUUUUUAGCACUAAUAGGAUCGAGAUUUCGUUCGCCUUUAUUUUACACGAAGCACGCGCGUGCCUGUGGUCGCCGGGUCAAAGGAAGGACAACAUGAGGAAGAAUCAGAGCCGCUGCUGACUUCAGAGGCUUCUGAAAACUCCAGCCGGUGUGCUCGCUCCCCAUCUCCGUUAUAGAUGGCGUACACCGUCCUCCAAGUGGGCCCGGGGGUUCUGAUCAUCGUUUUUGUUUGGGUUGCGUCCCUGGGGUUCGGGAUUCUGCUGCUGAGAGCGUCUGGAUCUGCCAAGUUAGGGGUCAUCCCCCUCUUCCUCCUGGCUCUCACCAUCACUUUAACUCUGGUCUUCUUCCCUCGAAGCCCGGAGACUCCUCCCCCUUUCAAAGAGUUGGAGAUAACAGACACGUUGUUCAUUGGCCGCUACGUGCUUCUGGCUGUGGUGAGCGCCGUUUUCUUGGUGACGGUCUUUCUCCUGCUUCCCUUUCAUUUCCUGGAGUCGGUGCAUGCCAAGGUCUGAGGAACACCGCAAGCUGCCAGGAUCAGGGAGGGCUCCAGGAUCCCCCCGCCCCCGCCCCCAUCAACACAACAGGAGACAAGCAAGGCUUCUGUUCAGCUGAACCUUUCCUGUGGAAACCCUCAAAUGGAUCUGGGUGGACUUUGUUUGGGGGUUGUUGACAGUCAUUGAACAAACAAACUGUUGUUGUUUUUUCUCAUGUGUAAUUGUGUGACAAUUAAAACAAGAAAACACACACAAUGAAUGUUUAAUGCUUUGAUUCUAUGGUAUUUUUUGGUUCACCAAUGGCAAAAGUGGACACCUACAUUUUUACAUAAGUUACUAUGUAAGUGUUUGAAAAUCUGUUUGUGUCUUCAGUCUAUGUUUUUCUGUAACCUGCAUUAUUCUGGGGCGUUUCUUGUCUUGUUUGUUGUUUAGUUUCUAGAGUUUAGCUCCGACGUCUGUGGCAAUUUCUUGCAUUUUUUUGACCUACCUUCUC